Messenger RNA from Danio aesculapii, 1235 nucleotides. It is a transcript of the gene pih1d1, whose product is annotated as PIH1 domain containing 1. Gene Ontology annotation, biological process: rRNA processing; box C/D snoRNP assembly. Gene Ontology annotation, cellular component: R2TP complex; ribonucleoprotein complex; cytoplasm. The record is from RefSeq and is a predicted model, not a curated record. The transcript has 10 exons. NCBI's taxonomy places the organism in Eukaryota, Metazoa, Chordata, Actinopteri, Cypriniformes, Danionidae. The coding region runs from base 176 to 1108 and encodes 310 amino acids.
UUCGCACAUUCGGACUUUCUCCUUAAUAAUAUAAUUUCAGAAAAGUAUUAUCUGCAAAUUCCAAGUAGGUAAUCAUAUUAGCAGCCAAAGCUCGCAUGAGCUUUCAGAUCGAAUAUUCAAAAGUACAAUAUAUAGAGCAGAGACCGUAUCACAAGUUGUCACUGUUUAGAAAUGAAUGACCGUGCGAACAUUAAACCAACUUUACCUCAAUGAUCAUUUGUCGUGUACGUCCAUGUGUGUAGUCAUGGACACGGACGCGUCUCUCCUCCUCGGUGAUGAACACGAGCAGAAACAACAAGAAGAGCUUUACCAACAACUUCUGCUUCAGACCAUGGGAAAAUUGCAGCGUGACAGUCCCCCUUCCAAAGUCAUCCGUCCACAGCCUGGCAUGUGCGUGAAGACCUUCUCAGUGUCAGACAAAAAGAAGGUCUUUCUGAACAUCUGCCAGUCACAGACGGUACCGCCACCUCCUCACUUGUCCCAGGAAGCACUGGUGGAACUACUGGAGUCAGAGGACCCGACGAGUUACAGAGUGCCCAUGAGCCUCGGCGAACCACACACAGAAGUCGACAACAGCUCACAAGGCUGUGCAGUGUAUGAUGUGGUGAUCAAUGAUGAAUUCUUCCAGAAAUGUCAGAAAGAUACCCUCUUCCAGCAGUUUCUUAUUGCGGUUUCUUUGGAGGGCUUGGAAAACAAAUACAGCUUGGAGUUAAGCAGAGAUAUAAAAAUUUUGAAGAACAGGAAGUUCAUGGGAUCCAUAGCAGAACAAAACAUUCGUACCAAGGGCAAGCCAAUUAUCCAGGAAAUUGACUCAAAGGAAUCUCAAACUCUGCCUUCAGCGGCUAAACGUCCAGAGUUCACUUUAUUGGUGGAGCCACCAAAUGGAAAAGCAGAGCACCUGAUCGCUGAGAUCCUUCUUCCUGGAGUGUCAUCUGCUCGAUCUCUUGUUUUGGAUUUGGGAGAAGACAGACUACUGCUGAUUGCCCGACCAUCUCUUUUCCACUUGGAUAUUUUCUUCCCCAUGCUUAUUGACCAAGAAAACAGUGUUGCCCAAUACAACACAAACACACAGACACUUACGGUGACCAUGCCAGUUGUGUCUUUGUGAAAACUACUGCAAGUCUAUGAUUUCACAAUAAACUGUUUGUUAUUCUUUUAUUCACUCGUUUACAGUGUAAACAUUAUUGAUGGAAUUAUUAGACAACAUCGCUCAUUAAACCAUUAUGUCAAGUUUA